UAAACAGGUGAUUGAUAAUCACAGAGAUCUCAGCUGCUGUCAGAGAGGGAAGAUGAUGCUCCAUGCUACUCUGGUUAUUACCCUGCUAACAGGUCUGAGUUCAGGUCAACAGCGGUCAUUAUUAAUUGAUGGCUCCACCAAGAGACCUGUGGGGGACACCAUGCAAUUCUUCAUAGUCAACCCCCCAUCCCCUCCCUAUACAGAGAUCAGCUGGAGUUUUCAAGGGAGCCCUGUUAUCACCCACCUAGAGGGCAGUGACACCUUUGGGUCUAACUACUCUGGCCGUGUCCAGCUCGACGGCCUGACUGGCUCUCUGAAGCUGCACAAUCUAACUCUGCAGGACUCUGGGGAGUACAUAGUCACCAUCAAGAUGUCAGGAGGCACAGAGUUUAGUGGGAGAAUGAACCUGACGGCCUUGAAUCCUGUCUCUGUCUCAAUUGUGGCCAAUGAGACGGAGCCGAUUGAGUUCCGCAGCACCGUGAAAGUCACCUGCAUUGCCUCUGGCUCCUUCUUCACCGUGACAUUGUUUGGCGAAACAGGCAAUAUGUCAAGCACCUACGAAGGCCUCACUGGGAAAGUGAAGAUCACCGACUACAAGGAGGCAAGGCGUGGCAUGAGGCCUUUUGCAUGUGAGGCCUCCAAUGAUGUGACUGGGAUGGUUGCUAGGCUGCCUGUCAACGUACUCUAUGGACCUGAUGAGGCGGUCAUGGUGGCUACACCAAAGGGCCCGUCCUAUCGUCCUGGCUCGUACAUCACCCUGUCCUGCUCCUCCGAGUCCUACCCUGCUGCCCAGUACCAGUGGGCACUGAAUGGAACCCUGCUGGGCAGAGAAGGACCAGAACUACGACUGGAGAACGUUCAGGACAGUGAGAGUGGAGGCUACAGCUGCUGGGCUAGCAACAGCAAAACCGGGAGAAAAAUGCAGUCAAACACACUUCAUAUUACAGUGCCAGUGUCAGGCUUGAGUGGAGGAGGCAUUGCUGGUAUAGUGAUUGGAUCGUUGCUAGCUGUAGCUGCCUUGAUUGUCAUCGUACUAGUUCUGCUAGGCUUCAGGUUCAGACCAGUGAAGGGUUGCUACAGAAGGACUUCUACAGGGGACUGAUACACUGUGAAGAGACACUGCAGUGCUUUCUGCACUGUAUUUUACAAUGUUUCUGAAAAGACUGUCAACGAAAGGGUUUUAAGUUAAUUAAGUUCAUUUUUACUUUUUACAGUAUGUCUCAAUGUGUAAAUGAAUGGCAUUGUACUGAUUGUUAUCUGUUUCAUAUUAUGUAGGCCUGAUAAUGGUGUGUAUAUGACAUACAGUACUUUGGAGUGUGUACAAGGCAAGGCUAUGUAGUGACAGUUAUUGCUAACAGAGCUGAGGUUGGUAUCCUACAGUAUGUAUUGUAACGAUUUGAUGCAACACACACAGUUGUCCAAUCAAAGGUUUAAUGCGGAAGUGGGUUUCAGCCAAACACAUAGGAACCAUCACAUAGGAAACACAAGGGAAGUCAAUAAAACAAGCACAAUACACAAACAGGGUAGUCACAUACAAUACACCGGGUAAAACACAUGAUGUACAACCUAAAGACUACACAAGCACAACACAUACAUGACAAGGUAAACGCAAUUACACUCACUAAAACCGACAUUACACAAACCAGCAUUCAUACACAUUGCAUUCUGGGAGGCUAGCACUCAGUCCGGAAGACACCGACGUUACAGUAUUUAUUUAUAUUUGUAAUUUAUCUUGGAAAUAGGCAGCUACAGUUCAGAUGUGCAUUUAAUGUAUUGUCUACAAGAAACAAUGAAACUGAAACAUGCACAAACAUGUUUCCAUGUUCAAUAAAUCCUACUGAUUGACACAUUAAAGUUAUAAUA
This is a messenger RNA of Alosa sapidissima (American shad), 1863 nucleotides long. Its product is annotated as carcinoembryonic antigen-related cell adhesion molecule 6-like. NCBI's taxonomy places the organism in Eukaryota, Metazoa, Chordata, Actinopteri, Clupeiformes, Clupeidae. The record is from RefSeq and is a predicted model, not a curated record. The coding region runs from base 53 to 1102 and encodes 349 amino acids. The transcript has 6 exons.